Messenger RNA from Dinoponera quadriceps, 2415 nucleotides. RefSeq lists its product as uncharacterized. The record is from RefSeq and is a predicted model, not a curated record. The transcript is spliced from 5 exons. The coding region runs from base 97 to 717 and encodes 206 amino acids. NCBI's taxonomy places the organism in Eukaryota, Metazoa, Arthropoda, Insecta, Hymenoptera, Formicidae.
GGCGGGUGGAUCGACAAAAAGAGGGGUGCAGAAGCGUCUUGCCUCUGUGGUGGGGGAGGCAAUAUAUCGUCCCCACACAUAUAUAUACAUAUAUACAUGGUGAGAUCGUCGCUCGGGCUGUAUAGUUUAAAUACAACGAACACGCGAGCAAGUCUCUCAGGAUUGUAUCGAGAUCGUGUGAAACUUGUCGAAAAACCGUUUCAGUUUCGCCUUCGCGAGUUGUCCCUGCACACGUACGAGCAUCUUUACCGAGUGACGCGAGAAGAAGAAGAAAACAAAGCAAUAUCGAGGCGCUCCUGCGCGUACGCAAUGGCGCGUCCGUUAAUAAUGGCGAUCUGCGUCCUCGUGGCAUUCGCGUUGCCGAGACUUACCUACGGACGUGCUGCGAUCGAACAGAGCGGAUCGGCCUCAAAUACGCUGCUCGCACAUGACUCAAAGCCGAAGGAUUUCCAGGACCACGAGCAGGAGAAAGCGAUCGUCACGUCGCUCGCAAGCGGAGGCGCAUCGAUACCCGUCAAAUCGAGGCAAAAACGACUAUCUGACCAGAGAAUAGCCGAACUGGAGACGCUAAUUACUCUGUCGCUACUGAGCGGGAUGCUGUCGGAAGAAAGAUACAAGAAACUGGAUCUGCUGACAAUCGAUCGCCGAAGACGCGCCACGACGAGGCUUCUCUUCCCGGGACCGAGCGACAUCCCUCAUAGUCACCUCGCGAAUUAAAACACGAUGCAGGGAUGUAACUGCGACGCGCGUACAUCGCUCGUUAGCUGACUCAGCCAAGAUCGUUUACUAGACCGUGGAUCGUCAGCCGGCGUGUGGCUGACGAAAGGAUGGAUUUUACAACACUGAGGCCGGAUCUCGGUGUUGGGAAGGCGAGGACGUGCCUCGUCUUGUCGAUCAGAACUAUGACCACUUGGAAAACUACGUGAAAUCAACGCGAAAUGAAAAACAUGGGGAUAACAAUAUAAGCAGCAAGACACGGUUGUACUUAUCAACUAAGAAUCUGCAUAGAAACUCACAUUUGGAUUAGAAUAAAUCCGUUGUGCGAAUGCGAUACAUCUUGGUCUUAAUUAGUGUACUCGAGAUAGAUUUAUCUAUUAUGUAGAGCCAUCGCCACUCGAGCCGCGCUAACGAACGUUCCUCAGUAGCCUUAUUUUGUAACUUUUAAUAACUCAGGAUAACUUUCACCAAUUUUGAUUAAAUUCAAUCGACGGUUAACUCCAUGGAAUUAAUCAAUCGCAUUUAUCGGUUUAGCUAAUUGGCCAAUGCAACUGGUCAAUUUCAUCGGUUGAACUUAAUUAGAGUUGGUGAAAGUCACCUCCAGACGCGGUUUUUCAUUUUCCGGUUAACUGUUGGUUUAACUUAAGCCGACGAUAAUACAAAAAUUGUGCUUUUCUAUUUAUGGUUAAUCAUUAAACUGACGGUUUUGUAGCGGCCAACUUUUAAAAUUUAAUUGGAGGUAGAAUUAGCCGUAGAAACCAAAAUCUAAUUGUUCCUAGUUUAGCUUCUAUAACUAAUUUUCUGAGUAUACGCAACGUAAUGGUAACGACACUGUCGUUAAGAGAAUAUUAUAGAAUCUGCCUACAGCAUUCCUCUCAACAACGACAACGGUUUUUCCAAUCUUCGCACGAUUGUAUCAUGAAAUCUUUAUGGAACAUUUGACGAACUUGUACUCACGUAUACUCACGCCAAUUGGGAAUUACGACCGGAAGUUCUGCCGAGUAGUAUCGUUCUUGCGAGCAUCAUGUGUGCGCACUCAUCGAAGACACCAUCGAAACUGAAAUUCCAAAGUUACAUUUAGUUUGGUAUAUAUUUAUUUACCGACGCGCAAUAACAACGUGUCUAGCGACAAUCGUGAGAUACAGGCGACUUUUAACCUUGGGCGGCAGGUGCGUAACGACAACACUCACCCUUUUUUUCGACAUCACGCUCCGACCAUAUAUUCGCAUUCUCUGAGCGAAUUAACCUCUCACAAUUAUUGUUAUUUAACGAGAACCACACGAGAAAUAUUUAUUAUCAAACUUUCACACGACGCGCUCGAGACGCGCCAAAACGCCUGCUCGUGUUCUCACUUGAGACGCGAUCGUUGAAAUUAUUUUACUUAGGUCUUAGUAACGAACUUCACGAUACUUCUGUAGGUGUAAGGAAACUGUAAUUAAAGUGAAGCUACCAUAAGCUUGGCGUACUUACAGAACCUGCGAACGGACUCCCAAAACGGAAAAGUUUUGCAAGACGCGCGCUGCACCAUUGUAAAGUAGCCGACAAAACUUGCUUAGUCCUGAUCUACAAUAGAUCCGUAUUCCGAAGAAAUCUUUUAAUCGAUAAAUAAAUAACUCUCAAAGUGGCUUAGGUACCACCCGAUUGACUGAGAACCCACCUUUUUAAGGCAUUUUUAUCAAUAAAAGAGAGUUCAGAAUA